Molecule: messenger RNA, 1095 nt
Organism: Trifolium pratense (red clover)
Lineage: Eukaryota; Viridiplantae; Streptophyta; Magnoliopsida; Fabales; Fabaceae
Exons: 4
Coding region: 54-830 (258 amino acids)
Biological process (GO): snRNA export from nucleus
Source: RefSeq, a predicted model, not a curated record
ACACUGACAUAUAUAAGCGACACUUGAGAGCUGCGAGUUUGUUUCCGUUUGGCAUGGAGGGUGGUGAGAACAUUCUAGAUGCUAUCUACGAAGAAGAUGAUGACGAUAACUUGGACGACGUUGAGAUGCUUGAUGUUGAAGAAGGUGAAUUGGUAGAAGACAAUCAUCAAAACGGUGUCGUUGCACAACAUCAUAAUCUCACUGAUACUAACAACAAUAAUAAUCAAAAACCAAAACCUAAUCGCAAGCGUAAAUCUAAAAAGAGAAAGAAAAAGGGUUUAGGUUCUGAUUCCAUCGACAUUAACAGGUUUGUGAUAGAGACAUGUCGGCGUCUGAAAGAGAAAAAGUCAUACAUGGUAUACACAGCUGUAGGCUGCCUUGGGGUUUCUGCAUUGAGUGAUCUCGUCAAAGAGGUGGAUGCAAUACAGUCUUGUGGAGGCCAGAUGACUGCCGAUGGUAAGCGAUUUCGCUCAGGGGGUGGUGUAUUGUGGAACAUCAUUAAAGUUCGAGAACCAAAUGCCUACAAAGAGAUAAUGAAAAAAGCAAGGGAGUUUGAGAAGCAAUUCAGGCAGCCGUGUUUUCAUCAGCCACCCAUGCCAAAAAAGGAAAAGGAGGAUUCUUCUCAAGGGGUGCCCUGUAUAUUUUCUAGUGGGAGUCAGAGCAAUGUUUCCGACAAUCCUUCUUGUGCAGCACAAAUGGAAGACCAACCUAAACCAUUAGGUUCUGAAGAGAAACGUGUUUCUGUUCAUGACAGAUUAAGAGUACCUGUGUCCUAUGAUGAUGACCUGCUUGGAGCAAGCGUAGAUAAUGAUGCAAACUUAGUACCCUAAAUCGGAAAAGCCUUCAUCUUGUAACAUUUUUUUAAAAAAAUUUCUACUACCUUCUUUCUACUGUUCUUUUCAGCCUUAUUUUUGUUUCUUUGAAAACUAGUUUACAGAUGGAGGAGCAUGGAUCCAUUUGUAUUUUUUGAGGAAGGAUUUUGCCUUUUAUGUUGAAAAGAUAGGUUUUACUACAAUGGUUAAUUGGCAUUUCGAGUUUUGAUACAAAUGUAGGAUGAUAGAAGAUAUUUUAAUAUAAGAUAUACUGUUGGUCCAA